AUGAUGGCGCACGCGUCUGCAAUGACGUAUACGCCGUCCGUAAGCAGUGGCGGGAAGAAUGCAACAGAUACCGAAACGGAUUCAAGCACACAUCAAUCUUGUGAAAAUGAAUUGCUUGCGUUAGAUAUAUCUGGUUCUGGCGAAAAUGGUACUACAAAUCGUAGUGCAUCGAACAACAAACGUUCAUACUAUGAUCGUGCGUAUUUGAGUUUUCCUGGUGACAGUGAAUCGCCGAAGAAACGUCGAAAACAAUCUACACCUGUUAAAAUACCAACAACAAACCCAGAAAAUGAAAGUGAACAAGCUCAAGGGAACGCGAACAACACGACCUCGACCACGACAGCAUCACAAGAAGGUAAGCUAGAAACACAUAAUUCAUCUUCUAGCCCUGCUCUGGCGAAUUCCACCACUCCCUCACCGGACGUAUUCAAGGCAACGGGUGAAGAGGGUCCAAGUACCAGUCCAACUACAAGUAAUCCCCCUUUAGCCCAAAAUAUGCACUCGGAUCUAUUUAAAAUUGAUUUUGGAGCACCGUCAUGGUUACCAGAUAUCCAAAGUAAGACAUCUGAAGAUUGGUUAGGUACACCUCCCCCACUCCAUAGUGUUCCAUUUUCAUUUCCAUCAUCAUCGUUACAAUCGCCUGUAUUGCCAGGACAAGUAGUCACACAAUUCCCUAGUAUAAUGGAUGCAAAUCAACAAUCUGGGUCCGGCCAUGGACUAUUAACCAGACCCAUGAGUCAAGGUCCACGCAUUAGAAUUUUUAAUCCAGAUGCUUAUUGUGAAUUAUGUAAUAAGGAAUUUUGUAAUAAAUAUUUUUUAAAAACUCAUAAAGCAAAUAAACAUGGAAUUUACACGGAUUUGCAACCAAACGAUUUACAAUAUCAAACAUCAGGUCCUACCGCCAACAAUCAUACAAACACCAUCAAACCACUCACAUUACCUCAAUCAAUUCCAGAACUACCGGCAAAGAUCGGAUCCGAGUCGACAUCAAGUCCAAAAAUCGCAUCAAAUCUACUAACAGCGUCGUGUGAUAUAUGCCAAAAAAAAUUUUGUAAUAAGAAUCUUGUGAAACGGCAUAAAGUGAAAGUGCAUGGCAUUACGGACGAUACCCAAUCAAACGAUGAUAACUCUAAUUUGGAUCCAAAUAUAUCGGAUUCAAAUUCUGAAACACCUGUCCAAAUACAAAGUCCAAAUAGCUCCAAUAAUUAUUAUCAAGAAGGCUUACCAGAAUGUUUGAAACCAUUCUUAGAUACGGAUUUCGAUUCGGAUAACUUACAACAAUAUCGUUGGCAACAAUCAAACGUUAGUCAACAAGUUCGAGAGGCAAUACAUCGACCCCGUGGUUUGGGUAUCAUCAAUCCUGAAGCAUUCUGUGAAAUAUGUUGCAAGGAGUACUGUAACAAGUAUUUCCUACGAACGCAUAAAUUAAAACGGCAUGGUAUUGCCAUACCAGAUGACCCCCCGACUCCAAGAGAUGCUAACAGUGUUCCACCCACAAGCACUUCUGAUAAUACUCGAACUGUCCAAACCAGUCCACUAAAUUUAAUUAAAUCAGAACAAACCACAAGCAGCUCUGAAUCGUAUUCUGAUAAGAAAGAUUCUGAAAUUAUGAUGUGCGGAAUUUGUGGGGUUCAUGUUGCCCAAAAAUAUAUGAAAGCUCAUUACGAAGCUUGCCAUAUAGCGAAGAAUCCAAGUGAUAACAAUCCAACGGCGUCUACUGCCACAAGUAGUCCAAUGUCGACGUCAGGACGUCAACUAGACUUAAAUGACGAGUUAAAUACCUCAGAAACGGCAAGUAACGAUAAGCCACCGACUGAAGAAAAUAUUAACGAAGAUCUUAAAAAAUUACAAACUAUGAUUUUACAAUUAAAUAAUCUUAAUGUUUGCCAAAUUGUUAGCUGUAACGUCUGUUGCAAAGAAUUCGAGAACAAAUUUUAUUUGCAAGCCCAUAUGAUGAGCGAUCAUGGUCAAUUGUACAUGAAAAUCACAGACGAGAAAAUUAGCAUUCAAAACACAACAAAUAUUAUAACCACACCGACUCAAAACUCAAAUGAAGGAAUUCCUACUCCAGUUCCAACCGCAUCUAUAAAAGUUGUGCCAUCAGAAUCCUUAACUAGUUCAAAAAUGUUUCCAUCAAAUAGCGACAUACCAGCCACGGAACGAUUAACACCAUCGGAUAAUUAUAACCCGCAAACAUCGUCACGUAACACAACUCCAACAAUUCAAGCGCCUGUAGAACGACGCUCCUCAAUAUCAUUAGCUCCCACAAAUAGUUAUUGCGAAAUUUGUAACAAAGAACUGUGCAAUAAAUAUUUCAUGAAAACUCAUAUGCAAAGAAUGCAUGGUAUUGAAAUUGAAAAUGGCGCCCAAAUUGGUGGCGUUGUCUGUAACAUUUGUAACAAAGAGCUAUGUAGCAAAUACUUUUUACGGGUUCAUAAGCACAAUACUCAUGGAAUUGUGGAAGAAGCUUCGGCGCCGCCUAUUGAAGCACCCACACAAUUUCAAGUGCAACCAAUACCCCCUCCAUCGGAUGCAUCGCUAAAACCAAACGAGUUAGGUGAUUUAAACCAUAGAUAUUUCGCACAUUUUACCGAAGUUUGUCCAAUAUGUAGUCGACGUUUUCGCAGUACAAAAUGGUUAAAAGCACAUUUAGUCACUGAUCACGGUAAAUCCGAACACGAUAAAUGGGAAGAAUUAGAAUUGUUAUAUCAAAAACAAGCAGCCAAAAUGAAUGAUCCAACAAAUUUCAAACUGCAUGACGAAAUUAAAGUACCAAAUGGAGCUGGUAGUGGUAUUGGGAUUUUAGAACAUGAUACCGAUAAAGUUGGUAUCCAGAAUUUAAUAUCAAAUAUAUUUGGACAAGAUGAAUUACAUUCAAAAAAAUAUUAUUGUUCAUUUUGUAAUUUUUCUACACCGGUCCUAGCGUUUUUAUUUGUACACGAACGCUCACACGGACAACCCUCGCACACAAACAUUUACCAGUGUCCAAUAUGUACACAAUCCUAUCAAACUGGCGAACAAUUACAACAACAUUUAAUUGUACAACACUCAAAUAUAACCUCACAAAAAUUAUUCAAAACUACAGUGUCUUCAAGUAGUAACGUUACACCAACACCACCCGAUAACUGUAGUAAUACUUCGAUGCCAGCGAAUAACAAUAACGCUGAAACCGAUACAAAACCGGAUGAUAAUAAUACCGAUACAAACACAAAUGGUAAUGAUAUCAAACCGAAGAUAUACGAUCUUCGACGCAUUUUCCAUACUGAUAAUUUAGUGGAAAUGGCUCAACAAAUGCAAAUUCCAACAACGUACGCGUUACCACAAGGUCACGGCUUAGAAAUGAAGAAUUCAGACGACGAAGAUAUUGUUGAUAAAAAAUACAUGAUGCAACCUUUUUUGAUUGAGGAAUAUCAUGAAAAAACGACGAUGGGCAUACAAUUACGAUUAGUUCCUUCACUUGUAUUUUUACCUGUACGAGAACGUGUGACAUCACCCUUAACUACCUCAAUCAAAUUCACUCCAACUUAG
This is a messenger RNA of Chrysoperla carnea, 3528 nucleotides long. RefSeq lists its product as uncharacterized. NCBI's taxonomy places the organism in Eukaryota, Metazoa, Arthropoda, Insecta, Neuroptera, Chrysopidae. The record is from RefSeq and is a predicted model, not a curated record. Bases 1 to 3528 code for a protein of 1175 amino acids. The transcript is spliced from 3 exons.